This is a messenger RNA of Arabis nemorensis, 369 nucleotides long. The record is from the annotation of a GenBank genome assembly. Lineage: Eukaryota; Viridiplantae; Streptophyta; Magnoliopsida; Brassicales; Brassicaceae.
AUGAUGCAGGAGGUGGAAGAAGAAAUUGCUGAAAUCUCUGCAACGUUGAAGAACGAUUCUGGUGAAAAGAAGAAGGAAGCUGAUGAUCUAGGUGAACUGCCUCUCUCUGCAACAUCAAACAAAGGGAAAGAGAAGAAGAGAUUAACUGUCGAUGAGAGACGCAUUAAGAAUAUUGACAAAAAGCUGAAGAAAGAGAAAAGCAAAGUUUUAGAAGCUGAGAGUACGAACGAGUUUUUGGGAGGUCUCAUUUCGUCUGAUGAAGAUGUUGAAGUCGGUAGAGGGUUCAAGUCUGGCACGGGCAAUUCAAGGGCCAAGAAACGUAAAUUGAGGGCUCUCAACAAUGCUGCUAAGAAAUUGGCCAACAAGUAA